AUGACCCCACCAAAAAUGCUGGGGCUGGACAGUGCCCAGAUGGACAUAACUGUCCUGGAGAUGAAAACGACCCCACCACAAAUUCUGGGGCUGGACAAUGAAAAUGAUGUUACUUCUGCUAGUAGUCAAUCCAAUACCACUUCAACUUCCACAGUGCCAACUAGUGACCAGCAUGUGAGUCCAGGCCCACAUGAAGCUGCCCCUUCCUCCACCACAAACUCAGCUACAGCUGUAGAUUCCCAGUCAGCCACUGGUGUCUCUGAUACUGCAAUACCUGUGGCUGUUGGUGCAGAACCUAUGCCAGGUAGCAAUGUACCAAUACCAGCAGCUCCAGUAUCCAUGCCACAAGCCACAGUUUCCAUGCCAUGUGUUCCAGAGGUCUCACAGAUUGGCCAUUCACCUAUGUCAGCUUCCUCACAAGGUGCCCAAUUGACAACACCUUCUGGUGCACCAGUUAAUACAGAGGCACAACAUGCCAUCCAAGCUACCAUUGCCAGCACUGUGUCAGCACCAGUAAGUAUGGAAACGACAAUCUCUCCUGCUGUACAGACAACUGCAUCUACUACAGAGCAUGUCGCUCAGCCUGUGGUAACUAAUAUGCCACCAUCUGUACAACCUGUGGUGCCCUCUAUGGGCCAGGUAGAACACCCGGGGGGAAGUGAGGUGAAGGUUGAGCCACAAGGGUCUACAGCAGUUGGUGAGCAGGGAGUAGCGCCAGGGCAAGUUAGUGAGGAACCAGGACAGAUAGAACAGAAAGUAGCUUCAGGAACUGAAAUACAAAAAUAUAUAAAGACGGAAGCAGACUUGACUGUACCUCAGACAUGCCAGGAAGAGACCAAACCACCACCAGUCCUAGCUGUUGCCACAACACCUCAUUCAGCUGUACCAAAUACCACACAUCCUCCGAUGCCAUCUGCUGUUGCAAUCUCUGGAUCUGCUGGCACCAAGCCUACAACCAAUGACAUGAUGUCAUCUCCAGCUGGCAUGAUGCCCACCACACCUGGCAUGAUGCCAGCCUCAAAUACUUCAAUGUCCAUGGCUACUGGCAUGAUGCCCUCUUCAGGUGCAGGGCCUACUUCAGUUGGUAUGCCAACCAGUGCAGCACAGGGUAUGCAUAUGGUAACAGCUCACCAACAGUAUGGCAUGCCACAUUCUAGCAUGCCACAUACCAGUAUGCCACAUACCACAGCGAGAGCAUCUACGCCACAGUCUGCCGCAAGCCAGCCUCCAACUGUCCAAUCCAUGCCAGGUAUGCCACCACUGUCCAUGAUGCAGGGGAUGCCAAGACCUGGCAUGCCAGUGGCAACAUCUGGCAUGGGAGCCACUCCUCAUCCUGGCAUGGGCCCUGGCAUGCACUUCCCUCCUGGGAUGAGACCCAGAAUGAUGCCCCCAGGUAUGCAUCAUCAGCCAGGACCCCCCUUUCCACCCCACCCAGGACAGUCCAGGAUGCCAGGGUCAGGCAUGGUGCCUCCAACACCUGGCAUGGUACCUCCAACAUCUGGCAUGGUGCCUCCAGGCCAGCAGCCACAGUUCAGUCCACAGAUGCCAGGUGGCAUGGGAGCACCAAGGAAAGACAAGCCAGUGCUGCUUGAAGAGCAACCGUUAUUACUACAAGAAUUGCUUGAACAGGAGAGACGGGACCAGCAGAAGCAGGCGGAGCAGCAGGUGUUGAUACAGAAGAGGGACAGCGGAUUGAUGUCCGACGCAGAGUUUGAGAAACGCAGGGCUGAGUUGGCCAUCACUGAGAGCAGGCGGCCCCCCAUGCCAGGACCUAGAAUGCCAGGCAUGGGCAUGGAAGGGAUGCCAAGACCUGGUGAUCAGUGGCAGGGGCCUAUGGGUGGCCCCAGGGAGGGGAUGUUUCCACCUCCAUACCCAGGCCGCCCCCAGGGACCCCAUAUGAUGCCCAGAACCCCCUCACCCUUUGGUAGCUCACCAGCAGAGGGAGGCAUGGGACCCCGCCCACCUCCUCCUCAAGGCACAGAUCCUCUCAGUGAGGCGGAGAGAAGAGAACAAUACAAGUACGAGGAGUGGUUGAUGCAGCAUGCCCAUCUGCUCAGUAUGCAAGUCAAAUAUCUGGAACAGCAGAUAGCUAAACAGAGGAAGACAAAGAAAUCUAUACAAAACAAGCAGAAACAGGCCCGUAAAGCUGGGGCAGAGCUGAAGCCAGAAGAACAGCAGGACCUGGACAAGGCCAACCAGGAGAUCACCCUUGUCCAGAAACAGCUUGACCAGGUCAGAAAACAGCAGAGACAACACCAGACUCUCAUACAGGAGUACAGGCAGAAGCAGCAGGAACGGUAUGGUGUGAACUGGCCAGCACCCACCCCUCCCACUAAGCCAGGUCAGAAUCCCAUGGGGGCACAGCAACCUCCCAUGAUGCAACAGCCCAAUCCCAUGAUGCAGCUGGGCCCAGGUCACAUGAUGCAGGGUCAAGGUCACCCUAGACCCAUGGUUCCCGGGUCACCCCAGAUGCAGCAACCACCUACCACCAUGAUGCCGCAGCCGCCAUCUUCCAUGAUGCCACAGUCCACCACUGGCAUGAUGCCACAAUCAGGAGCUGGCAUGCUGCCACAGCCGCCAGGAGGUAUGAUGCCACAGUCGCCAAGUGGCAUGAUGCCACAGCAGCCGCCACCUGGUGGUAUGAUGCCACAGCCACCACCAAACAUACCCCAAGGUCAACACGUCCCUGUAUCUUCAUCUGCUGCAGGACCAGGGAUGUCAGUUGCUCCCCCUAGAAUGCCAGGUCAAGGCCAUUCCGCCAGGCUAACAGCAGCGCAGAGACAGGAGUAUGACCAGUACAUGCAGCAGCGCCUUGGGCUCUUGAAUCAGCCUCCCACCCCUACACAGCCGUCAUCAGCGCCAGCACCAUCUACUGCAGCAGCGUCCCAGCCUCUCCCAGCAGCACCAGCGGCCGGCACCACCGUGGUACCAUCUGUACGUGGGAUGCAGGGACACCAUGGAGAUGAGAACAACCCAUUCAGUGACACGUACAUGCAGAGAGAACAUCUGGUGAAGAUGCAAGAAAGGCACAAGCAUCUUGAACAACAAAAACAGCGCAUUCUGCAAGAAAUGGAAAAACAUGGCGCGCUGACCCCAGAAGAGAGACAAAAGUUCAUCCAGCAAAUGCAGAUGUUCACCCAGCAAGUGGGUAUUCCAGAUCCAGGUCAAGGUCAGGGCCAAGGUCACGGGUUCCCUGGUCCCAGAAUGCCCCAGGAGGGAAUGCCCAGGUUUCCAGGGGAUCCUUCCCAGGGAAUGAGGCCUAGGUUUCCAGGGGACAGUGGGUUCCCAGGUCCAAGGAUGCCAGGUGACCCAGGUGGUCAGUUUCGGCCUCCAAUGUCGGCUGACCAGCAGCAAUUUAGGUCACCAUUGGACAGUCCUCAUGGACAAGUGAGGUCACCUUUCAGUGGUCAGUUAAGUCCUAGCACUAGUAUGCCGCUACCUCCACAUUUCCCGCCAAGUGACAACUUCCCACAGUUCCCAGGGACAGAGGAAAAAACCAAGAAAAAACGUAAAAGGAAGAAGAAAGACCCAGAAGAAAGUCAACCACCUCCGCCGCCCGUGCCAGAUGUCACACAGCAGUCCAUUGAGCAGAUUCUUGCCUCCAUACCAAAGCUUCCCACUCCUCCUCCUGCUGGAAGUAUGGGCCCAGUUGGAGGUCCGCCGCAGCGCACGCAGAUGUUGGCCAUCCCGGGGCCCAUCUGCACUCCUUCUGUGUUCUCCAUGAUGCAGAAGAAACCUCAGGCUACUGCAGCACCCUCUGGUGAGCAGGAAGGAGAGAAAACUGAAGAUGCAGAUGCAGAGAUACGCCCAGAGCUCCUAGAGCUACGGGAACCUGCGAGAGAGGAGGGAUCUGCUUCCACCCCCGACACCAUCUCAGGCAGCGGCCCGUCCACUCCGAUGGGACGGACCUCACUGGACGAUACUCUGGACGCUGUGGCCUCUGGUCACUUUGACGAGAAGAUGUACGAAAGAAAAGAAACAUAUCGGCCGCCCAGUGCGGCGUCACAGGAUAGCAGUGGAUAUGGUCAAGGUCAGGGUGGUCAAGGUCAAGGUGGUCAAGGUCAAGGUCACAUGGUGUGGCCGUCCUCGUCCCUAGACAACACCUUGGACAGCACCCUAGAUGCAGUGGCUGCUGGGCAGUUUGACCAGACCCAGUAUGAGAGAAAGGAGGUGUUUAUAGGAGAAAGUGUGAGCUUACAGGAUGAGAGUGAUGAUCCAGACAGUUCUGCCACCCAGAACCUGUUACUGAAACAGCUGUUAGCCACCACCCCCAGGGCAAACCUACCCCCUGGGGCUCUGGCUCGAAGGAUGAGCGAGAUCAGUGGUUUAUUUAUGCAGGAUGACAUGGACAUGGUCAACCUGACCCCAGAACAGCGGCGCCAGCUGGAGGAGAUCGACAACAUGCCACUGAUGCUGGAGAGGGAAAUAUCACAAGAGGAGUGGGAUUGUCUGCCGGAGGAGGAGAAAUUUAGAAUCAAAGAGUUGCAAAGGCAAAUGCAAAAGUCCAAAGAAUUGCUCUCACCGGCAUCCAAGCUCAAGAAAAUGAAAGGCAAGAAGUCACCAAAAGAGGGCAGCAGCAGUAGUGGCAAAGAUGGGCCACCCAAGAAGAGGUCAAGAAAGCCCAAACCUACAGAAGACUAUGAGCAGUAUAUCCAGGGUAUCAUUCAACACUUGCGCACCAUGCCAGCAGUACAUCUACAGGAGCCAGAAGUGGCGGUCAAUCACAGCUUGUGUCCAGCUUACGGCAGUGGGGAGGUCAUGACAGGAGAGAAUCAGCUUCGUGGUACCUUUGGUUCCUCUCAGGCUGGAGAUUUCCCUGACUACUAUGGCCAUUAUCCCUUCACAAAUGUCCACCCCUUGCCUUUGGCUCCAUCUGGUGGGCACAUUUCACGCUUCAUGACAGAGAUCGCACAAAGGCGACAGAUGAUGGGAGAGAUUGCCAAGCAAAACCAAAGAGCUGGUGACCAGCAGCAACAGCAGCGUUAUCGCCUCCUUCCAGGCACCAGUGGUGCAGCAGGAGAGGGCGGUGCAGCAGGAGCUGAAGAGGGGGCCACUAAGGAGCCAGAGGCCAUAGCGAGGCUCAUCAGUCGAGCUGGUAGCAUUACAACCUUUGCACCUUCACCUGUUCCAUCUCCCCCCAUCAUUGGACCUAGACUGGAUAUACCUUCAAGGUUGAGCAACACCCCGAGUUCCAUAGUGUCAUCCUCGUCUCCAGAGAACCUGGAAGAGGACGUGAAGUACCCUGCCCUCAGGGUGAUAGACCCCGUGGAUAAUACUCAGGAAGAUAACAGGACCUCUCCUGCCAUACCUCUUAUCAAACCCACUCCUGUCAGAGCCACUCAAAUGAAGGUAGAGAAAGAAGAAAUGGAGGCAGAGGUUAAGAUGGAGAAGAUGGAGUCUGGGCCGGCAUCACAGGCACUGGCACAGAUUAUAAAGGAUAAAGAAAAUAUGGAGUUGAUGGCAGACAAGCAAAGUAUGGCUAAUGAAAAAUCUGAAUCAUUAUCAUCCGUCCUUGGGAAAUCUUUUGCUGAUUCAGUGGAGAAACAGGUUUCUGUGACCUUGACCCUGUCUGCAGCAGCAGCAGAAGACAUGAGUGGUGUCAUUGCGCGGUUGGCUAAUCUGCUGAAGAUUGCUGUUCCACCAUCCUAUGAAAUCAGUCGGAGCCCAUCACCUGAUCUUUUCAGAACUGGAAGAAAACAUCGCGAGGAAGCCAUUAACAUUCAGACCCUGAUCAAAGCCAAGCAGAAAUACUGCCGCCAUUGUGAUGUCCUCGUGCCUCGUUCUGGCAUCCAGAAGAAGGUGUCGGAGAUGCCGUUCCUGAGUAAAGAGGAGCAGGAGUCCCUGGACGAGGAUGAUGUGAUGUUCUGUAGCAUGAACUGUUAUAUGCAGUUUGCCCUCAGUCAUAGGACCUCAGCUGGGACAGCAGAAUCUAAGGAGGCAAGUGACGUAGUCGAGUACAAAAGCUCCUCUGCAGUUCAAGAUGACGCCAAGCUUCCACCUCCCAGCAUCCCAGCCUCUCUCUCAGUGUCACUAACAGAAUCGGGAACUGGGGUGGUCAUCAAGAAGGAUGUGAAAGCCCUAAAACACCGGCGGUCAAGCAGUAGUCUGGACGGUGUGCCUGCUACACCAAAGCCUUUGGAGAAGAAAUGGCGUGGCAAGUGCUACAAACAUUGGGAACCUAAGAUGGUGCCCAAGGCACAAGCCUACACACCUCCAUCUGAUGAAGAGCUCACCAAGCUGAUCAGGAAAAUUGCACUGGCUUUGGUCCCCAACCCAGUUCCCGAGGACACCAGGAAGUGUGCUUUUUGCCAUGAAAAGGGGGAGGGAGAGACGGACGGCCCAGGAAGACUUCUUAACCUGGACACAGACAAGUGGUCGCACCUGAACUGUGCACUCUGGUCGCACGAGGUCUACGAAACAUGCGCGGGUGCUCUAAUCAAUGUGGAUGCCUCACUGAAGCGCGGAAUGACAUUGGAGUGCGUGCUGUGUAAGAGGAGCGGGGCAACACUGGGAUGUUUCAAGGUGCGAUGUACCAACAUCUACCAUGUUGGGUGUGCUCAGAAAGAUGGUUGUGUCUUCUUCCAAGAUAAGACAAUCUUAUGUCCAGUUCACAAGCCUAAGGGGGUGAUAGAAGGGGAACUAAAAGAUCUCACAGUUUUCAGAAGAGUGUAUAUACAAAGGGAAGAGAGCAAACAAGUGGCUAGCUUUUCCAGGAUCGUUCACCGCCAGGAUACCCAGCAUGCUGUGCGUAUCGGCUCUUUAAUUCUUCACAGCGUAGGUCAGCUGCUGCCCCACCAGAUAGCGAGUGGGAAGUUCCACACGCGGGACACUAUAUAUCCUGUUGGAUUCCGUAUCACCAGGUUCUACUGGAGCAUGCACCACCUGAAGAAACGCUGCAAGUACAUGUGCAGCAUCUCCGACAAAGACGGGCAUCCCGAGUUUGAGGUCAAGGUCAUGGAAGAGGGAAUGCCAGAGGUCGCUUUCAAAGAGGCCACGCCUAAGGAGGCGUGGAUGCACCUGCUGACACCUAUGGAGAAGAUGAGGAGGGACGCUGACCUCGUCAAGAUGUUCCCUGCUUAUAUGGAUGGAGAGGACCUGUUUGGACUUCAUGAGCCAAUCAUCGUGCAGCUUAUAGAGUCUCUCCCAGGCACAGAUCUGCUGCAUAACUACAGUUUCAAGUUUGGCCGCAGCCCUCUGAUAGAGAUGCCUCUGGCCAUUAAUCCCACUGGCUGUGCCAGAUCAGAACCCAAACUCAGGACACACUUCAGGAGACCUCAUACCCUCCACAGCAGUAAGACCCAUUCCCUCCCCAGUACAGUGACCGGAGUGACCAGUGAGGUGGACUCUCCAUACUUCAAGCAGUUUGUCCACUCCAAGUCUCAGCAGUACAGAAGGAUGAAGACAGAGUGGAGAAGCUUGGUUUACCUGGCUAGGUCAAGAAUUCAGGGCCUUGGCCUUUAUGCUGCCAGAGACACUGAGAAACACACAAUGGUGAUAGAGUACAUUGGGGAACUCAUCAGGAACGAGACCGCAGAGAUGAGAGAGAAGAUCUACGAGGCCUCGAACCGUGGUAUCUACAUGUUCCGUAUCAACGAUGACACAGUUGUUGAUGCUACAAUGUCUGGCGGCCUUGCACGCUACGUCAACCACUCCUGCAACCCCAACUGUGUAGCGGAGGUGGUGCCAUUUGAAAAGGAAAGCAAAAUCAUUAUUAUUGCCAAGAGAAGAAUUGCUACUGGGGAAGAGCUCACAUAUGACUACAAGUUUGACUUUGAAGAUGAACAGCACAAGAUCCCCUGCUGUUGUGGAGCACCUAACUGCCGCAAGUGGAUGAACUGAAGAGGUCACCACUUUUCAAUACACUACCAACAUAGAGUUAGAACAGAAAAAAAUGUGAUUUGGACCAGUUCUGAUUGAUAUUUUUUAAAAGAAAAACAAGGAGAACAAUGAAAGGAACAAGAACAUCCUUGAUUUCUAAAGGAGAUUAUGUGAAAAGAAUAAAGAAGGAAGAAGAGUGAUUCAAGUUUGCAAUCAUUGGAGGGUAUUUAAAAAUUCAUAGGGCCUGUAUAUAAGCUGGAAGAAAACCCAGUCAACUCAGUGUGAAUAUUGGCCACAAAACAUGCUGCAUUUCACAUCUGAUGUUGAUUUAUGAAAAACCAGUUUGCCACAAAAUAUCAAUACUGUGGCUCACCACGGACAGAUAAAAUGCUACAAGGGAGCUAUGGUAUUGUCUAUGCCUGUCAUAAUUCUGGAAUACCUCAUUAUUAAUCACCGAGUUAAUGUAUGUCUCCCUUGGAAGAGGGCAAGAGGAGUUGGAGACAUGAACUUAAUUAUGUUAUUUUAUCUCAAAAUUGUGAAUUUUAUGAUAUUGCAAACUGCACAAUAUAUGAUCAUGCAAGAAAACAGCUGUCAAGCGCGGUAAAGCUCCAGUGAACCUUUUUUAGAUAGUCUGUGGCAGAAGUUCAGUCAUGAGUAAUUGAGAAG
Lingula anatina is the source of this 8484-nucleotide messenger RNA. RefSeq lists its product as uncharacterized. Gene Ontology annotation, biological process: positive regulation of transcription by RNA polymerase II. Gene Ontology annotation, molecular function: transcription coactivator activity; histone H3K4 methyltransferase activity; protein binding. NCBI's taxonomy places the organism in Eukaryota, Metazoa, Brachiopoda, Lingulata, Lingulida, Lingulidae. Gene Ontology annotation, cellular component: MLL3/4 complex; nucleus. The record is from RefSeq and is a predicted model, not a curated record.